Acaulospora morrowiae is the source of this 525-nucleotide messenger RNA. Lineage: Eukaryota; Fungi; Glomeromycota; Glomeromycetes; Diversisporales; Acaulosporaceae. The record is from the annotation of a GenBank genome assembly.
UAUUGUCAUUCUCACGGCAUCCUUCAUCGUGACCUGAAACCCCAAAACUUACUUAUCGAUUCGGCCGAAACCCUCAAGCUGGCAGAUUUCGGUUUAGCGAGGGUUCACCCCGGUCGACCAAGUUCUGGGAGGCCACUCACGCACGAGGUUGUCACAUUGUGGUACCGGGCUCCGGAACUACUUCUGGGAUCACCAUUUUACUCAACAGAAGUUGACAUGUGGAGUGUCGGAUGCAUUUUUGGUGAAUUACUCACAUCAUUUGCAUUAUUUCCAGGCGAGAGCGAAAUAGAUCAACUUUUUAAAAUUUUUUGGGUACUCGGAACGCCUAACGAAAAAUUAUGGCCCAAAGUAGAUGAGUUACCAAACUAUAAAAUAGGUUUUCCUGACUGGAGAAAAUAUCCUUUAAGAGAGUGGUUUCCCAACAAGGACCACGACACCGUGGACUUACUGGAGAAAUUGUUAACCUACGUGCCGGGACAGCGAAUCUCUGCCAAAAAAGCAAUAUGCCAUCAAUACUUUGAUGAU